AUGGCUCGACAAAGGUACACUUCGUAUGUGCAAAGAGCACACAAUGACGACUCCGAUGCUGAAGAGCAUAUCUUGGUGAAAUCUUCGAUCAAUGGAGCGGUUGAAAGAAGAGUAGGGGACAUUCGGUUCUGGCUCGAGGAUCGAGAGAACCGUCGUUUGAAAGCAGAGGAGCGCCCUGAAGUCAAUGCUCGCAAAGCGGACGUCCACAACACACGCUCCCAAGAUUCACCCCUGCGAAACCAACCGCGAAACUCGGUGCAAAGCAAAGGAACACAACAACUCCUCGACAAAUCCUUUCGCAUAUCGAGAGUAAGCCUAGACGUGUCCUCUGUUUAUCUUCUGCCUGUUGGCAUUGUUGCUUCAGUCGUUGUCCCCUCACGCAAACACCCCGAACCCCUGAAUCAGUUUGUCAAGCACCAAUCUCCACCACCAACCGCAGAGGCGCACUCCCACACGUCUUCGCCCAUCAUGGCGCGCAAGAGAAAGAAUUCAGACGGGGCCUAUGCGUCGCGUCCGCGCAAGAAGACCAUCCAGUCUACACAAGCCAGCGCUUCUCCGUCUCCUGAAGUGCCACUCGCCACCACUCGCAGAUCCAGCCGCCGUGCCACCAAACCAGUCAGCUACGACGAAGCUGCUGCUUACGUAGAUAUUGAAGACUCUGACAAGGAAUCCGAGCAAGAGACCAAGGAAGAUCCCGAGCACGAACAAGAUCAAUACACAGAGUCAGAAGAGGAGCAGUCAGCAUCUUACAUCGUGUCCUUUGAUCAAUCGAUGUCGUCUGCUCAAUCUGAAUCUGGCUCGCCUGAGUCUGAUGAGGAAUUGAGAGUCAAGCGAAGGAAGGUCAACGAUGGGUGCGCUCGCCAACCUGCAAAGUCCACCCCUGAUUCCGCCGCUCCAGCUGAGCUGGUGGAAUGUGCCAACUCUUCAGAACAACAGGCCAAGUCCAGGCCCAAGAAGACCAAGGUCAACAUGAAGAAUCUCAACAAGGGCCUGAAGAAGGAUGUGAACCAAACAUUGCCUCCUCUUUCAGACAUCACAUCCAUCUUCACCCACCUGGUUGGAAAGGGGUUCCAGAAGGCCACCAACCACAUCCAAACAUACAGCCUUGAGGAUGUUUAUGGCAAGGCCGCCACUGCUUACGGCGCCCAGGUUGAUAUUCCCGGCAACGUGGAUAUGGUGAUUGCUGGCACGGCUUGUGUUGAUUUCUCAAAUCUCAACAACCACCAAAAGUCCCUCGAGGAACGCGGUGAAUCUGGUGACACAUUUGCUGCAGUUCUCGCAUACGCUAAGAAAUAUCGUCCAACCAUGCUCGUCCUGGAGAAUGUCUUCGGCGCACCAUGGGACAGAAUGUUGGCUGAAUACGAGCGGAACGGAUACGUCUCGGCCGGUGUUCUCGUGGACAGCAAGAAUUACUACCUGCCACAGACCCGCCAACGAGGUUAUAUGGUCUGCGUCGACGAGGCUAAGUUGGACGCCUGCGGCAUUGAUUCUGCUAUCUUCAAGGAAGACUUUCACGACAGGAUGGCGGACUUCAGACGUCCAGUCAGCUCUCCCUUGUCAUCGUUCAUUCUGCCCAACGACGACCCUCUGGUCACCCGGGCCAGUCAGUCCAUGGCUCGUCAGUCUUUGCUCGAUAGUUCGCUCAGGGAGGUGGGCUGGGCCAAGUGCGAGAUCCGUCAUAUCAACUACCGCAGAGNNAAGGAGCUCGGCAUCGCUCGCCCUAUGACAAACUGGCAGGAGAGUGGUACACUUGUCCUGCCUGAGAACUGCAGCCGUCUCUGGUUUGGCAAACAAGUCGAGCGCGUCUGGGACUUCGUGGACAUGUCACUGCUUCGUAAAGCCAACGUGACCGUUUUCCCGGAGAACAAGAGAACCAAUGUCACACCGGCUCCUCUUCCUGGAUACGAUGCUCAGUACAAGACUCGCAUUUGGGAUGUCUCGCAAAACAUCGAUCGCUUCACCGAUGGCGCGCCCUUUGGCAUCGCCCCUUGCCUCACUCCAUCUGGUAACUUCUACCUUACGGAAAGAGGCGCCCCUCUUACCCACACGGAGAGCUUGAUGCUCCAAGGUCUGCCCCUAGACAGAAUAUCUUUCACCACCGAGACGGAAAGAAACAUUCAGGAUCUUGCUGGAAAUGCCAUGAGCACCACAGUGGUCGGCUCGGCCAUCGCUUCUGUCCUCAUCGCUGGUUUCAAGACACUGCCCCAGGUAUCUAGCCGUAAAACUGAGACCAAGAAUCCUGCAUACAAGAGUGUCAUCACCACCAUCGAAGAGCUCGUUGAUCAGAAGACUUCUCAGACAACGGCAGAAGGUAUUGAUCUCCGCGAGCUCCAGGCUGAUGCCAACAAGUCAGUCGCCAUGUGUGUAUGCGAAGGGCAGAUUGGUCUGUCCGACAAGGCCAUACAGACCUGCAAUGAGUGCGGUCAUACUUCUUGUCUCACUUGUGGUGUAAAACCUAGCCAUGAGUAUGGCAAACCUUAUCCGCUUGAGCGUGGCCGUCCAGAGGAGUUUAUCCAGAAGUGGAGAUCUCGCCUCCCGAUGGCUCUCAAAUUCGAUUCUACGGGCGCCCUGAUGUCUCUCAUCACUCCACUUCCCGAAGUCCUUGACAUACGUAGCAAGGGCACAAAGGUCGCUCAGCAGAAGGUUACCAAGAUCAAGCAAAGCGGUCCGAACAAGAAGUACAUCUCCACAAUCAGAGAAGCCCUUGAACAUCCACUCACCUUCAAGGCUUUCAGAAGAACAUCUUCCUGGAUCAUCAUCUACGAGUCAUCGUUCGCCCGUCUCGAGCUUGUACUAGGUGGACAAACUUGUCAAUGGAAGCUGUAUGCAAAGCCUGAAGAUAAGCUCAGUGGUGAUGACGAGAUGCGCAAGUUCUUUGGAGAGCCAAUUGCCACAGCUCAAGUGACAGAAGACGCUUUCCUUGGCAACGACUGGAGAUGGCGACUCUUGCAAGAUUCCAAGAGUUUCUCGAGUAAGCUUACAAUCAGAGGCCAGGGCGAGAGAGUGCCGUCUUGGGCUGCUCGCCUCGGUCUACCCAGACAUGCAGAAGAUCGCGUCUGGUCCGAGUUGAUCAUCACGCCCAGCAGCGGCCAUGUCCUCCCGUCAGACAUCGAAGGGACUUACAAGCUCCUCCGCGACUGCGGCACCGCGUGCGAAUCUCUAUACAAGCGCGUCGAGGCGGCUGAAGGAUCUAGCAUGUUCUUGUUCCUGGACCCUACACGUAUUGGCAAGCCUGAAAACGAUUGUUUUGUCUUCGCUCGAGACCCCUCAAGACUGCAGUACGACCAAGUUAGGGAGAUCACGGCCAGAGUCGAUGCAGCUUGGAGGCCCGAGACACAAACCAGCACCCCUUCCUGCCUCGAGAUAUCAUUGAACGGCCACUGGGAUGAGGAUGAUUCCUGUUCGCUUCGUGCAGAGGACAUUAACCCCAGCCUUUGUCUCAAGCAUCCAUCUCUUCGAGACACCGAUUGCCGUGUCACCAAGGCAUUGGUAUCACUCAAAUUCGAUCUACCCUCUUCGACCUCUCAUCAACGGUGUGAAGGGCACCACCGGAUUGAACCUGACGACAAAGUCUUCUUUGCUGCUUUCGGAUGGGCUAUGGAACCUCUUCGUCAGAAUCUGAAGUUCUCAGGUGCUCAAGAUCUGUCUGCGAACCCUGAUUGUGGGUCAUGUGCCCCUACAGUCCCCGGAGUCAAUUUCCGCAUAGUUCCAAAGAAGAAUGGAACCACAGAGUUCCAACCUUAUGAAGAUUCAAAGACCGCUAGGGAUUAUGAAGCUGCCAUAAAAUCUCGCCCUCAGCCUUUCGUCAUCGAGUGCCAACUACAAGGCGACUCUGCCACCCUAACUAUUGGGUUAAACGCCACUACUUUGUGUCACAGAGCUGCCGCAAAGCUCAAGAUGCUGACCGGAUCAGUUGAUUCUGUGGCUUGGACGCUUGAUACGACCUGGGUAGAAGAGGCGUCUGCCAAAUCCCCACCUUUUACCCUUUGCAACAACAGCGACAACGUCCAAUGCGUUGCUGCCAAGGAGGUUCUAACUGGUAUUGAGCUUUUCGACAUUCAGCAGAGGUCGCUCACGUGGAUGAAGGAGCAAGAAUCUACUGUUGGCCGUCCGUUCAUUGUCAAGGAGACCGAAGAGGCUCUGCUUCCGCACCUCGGCUGGCGUCUCGAAUCAACGGCUGCUACUGAAAUCCACGUCAAGGGCGGCAUUCUUGCUGAUCAUGCUGGGUUUGGCAAGACCGUUACUUCUCUUGCACUCAUCCAAUCAGAAUUCAAGGAGAAGAGUCGAAAGCGUAUCUUGAAGGAGAUGUGUGUCAACGGAGGAGCUGCCCAGCCACAGCUUAUUCCCGUUGCUGCAACCUUGAUUGUUUGCCCGGACAACCUCGUUGGCCAAUGGUCAGGUGAGGUCAAGAGACUCGUUACCAUGGAGCACGACUCGGAUCUUGUCGCUAUCAUGACCAUUAAGGAACUGGGGCAGCUCAAGAGGGAGCAUUUUGAGAAAGCCAAGAUUAUCAUCCUGAGCAAGAAGGUCUUUGAACACAAGACUAGUUCGGAAUACCUCGAGCAGCUCGCCAUGUUUACCGCGAUGCUUGAAUACACUGGCAAGAAUAGUCGAGCCUUGCAGUUCUAUCUUCGUGAUGCCACUUCUCGAAUCCCAAAGCAUCUUGAAAUCCUCAGAAAACCUGAAGGCUCUUUUGAGCUGCAGGAGCACCUUACAAAGUUGUACAAGGAAACUUUGAAGGAUCCCCGGUACCGUGCAUAUGCGGAAGAAUCCAAGAGACUCAAGGGAAGAGCUUACGCCAAGAAGAAGAACGCGUCUAAAGUCUCGAGUCCCGUUGCGGAGGACCUUGACCAAGGCCGCAAGUACAAGAAUAAUGACACGUACAUGCUUCUCGAGAUGUUCCAGUUCAACCGCUUGGUUGUUGAUGAGUUUUCAUACACAGAAUCGCAUGAGCUCAUCAUGUACUGCAACAUCAACGCAUCCAAGCGUUGGGCUCUCUCGGCCACGCCUCGACUCAAGGAUACAUACGAUGUCUCGAGAAUGGCACGUUUCCUUGGUCUCGAGUUGCCGAUUGGCGCCAGUGCUCCUGGACUUCUAUCGACCGCAAACAUGUCAGCUUUGCGCAAGGAUAUGACAAACAUGGAACAAUUCGAGACUUUUAGGGAGCUGCCCUCACGCAAUACGCAANAGAGCAUUCAUGCUCUCGCCCAGGAAUUCCUUAACACGUUCCUUCGCCAAAACCUGAUGCGACACGAUCAGUACCCGUACGAAGACGAGCUUUUCACUACCACCUUGUACGCCGACAAUCGCCUGGUCUACACUGACCUCUCUCAANAAUUCAACUCUCAAGACAUGAGAAUACGCAAAGGCCGAAACAGAGUGGCUGAACUCAGCGUCAUGCCCNCCAAUGUCACCACAGCAGAGGAAGCUUUGUUGUGCACAGCCGCUAUUUAUGACCCUUUGAAGAAACUAUCAGAGGAAGCUCAGCGAAAGGGUACCAGUCCAGGACUUGAAGCCCUGGUCGAGCGUUAUGAGGGCCUUCACAGCAAAGCCCGAAAGUCGCUCCUGGCGAGAAUGAAGACUUGUGCUGAGAACUCCGGCAAGUCAAAGUUGUUCUCCAACUGGGUCGAUAAUGUUGUAGCCACCAACGUGUUUGGUGAUCAAGCUGUGGCCGACGAGAUAGCGGAGAUAGCUGCAACUGGGAUGGCAAAGGCUAAGCAGACAAGAAAGAGACAGCGAGCACAAGCCGUGGUUGAGGACAAGACCGAGAUUGCCAACGAUCAAGUGGGUAGUUCUGCAAACGAUGACGACUCGGAAGACGACCAACAGCCUGUCACCGCAGAGCAAGAGAGCGCCCAGGAGAUGGAGACACCGCUCGGACAUCUCAAGGACAACAUCAGCGACGCCGUUGGUGAUGCUAAAGCCUACGUCGCCUCCACAAGAACUCUUCGAUUCGUCAAGAAUGCCCUGAAGCACGAGAGGCGCCACCAGAACCCUUCGAACAGACUCACCUGCGAUGGGAAGGACUGUGACAACAUCAUCAACGACUCUGGUGAUCUCCGUCUCUCGGCCAACUGCGGUCACGCUUUGUGUACAGACUGCAUCGUGGCCAGCAAGAAUCUGCUUGGCAACUGUCCUGUCAGUGGAUGUAAACAGGAGGUCAGAUCUUAUCAUCUUCUCGAUCUCGGCAAGCUUGGAGACUCAACUGCUAGCAACUACGGCAGCAAAGCUGAUGGUCUUACGAAGCUGCUCAAGACGAUUGCAGCCCAAGGACAGCAAGCAAUCUUGUUUGUGCAGUUUACCCAUCAGAUCGAAGAUAUGAUCGAGAUUCUCGAUAGGGCCGGCAUCAGCCACCACCGCCCCACAGCCGACAAGGAGGGUCCUUUCAAGUCUUUCACCAAGAACAAGAAGAAGACGGUUUUGAUCCUGAACUCGAACGACGAGUCUGCCGCGGGCGCCAACCUUACGAAUGCCAACCACGUCAUCUUUUUCAGCCCCUUGCUGAAACGCACACAGUACGAGUACGAGGCUCAGAUGGCUCAAGCAAUCGGACGCGUUCGUCGUCCAGGCCAGAAGAAGCCUGUUCGUGUUUACCGCUUUGUUGCACUCGACACGAUUGAUGUCGAUAUCCUCGAGCACCGCGAGCACCGUACAAAGAUCAUGUCCGAGUACCAGGGCCCCGAGUGUGAGAAGCCCAUUCCUGGCACAGACUUCGAGGCCAAGCUUAAGCAGAAAUUGGACAAGCCUCAAAAGACGCAGUUGAUUCGAGACCGCAACGGCGAGUUCAAACUCGUCNCCCGUCAAACCCUGCUCGCCGCUGGAGGCGAAGGCGUCUUCGAAGGAACUGAGCGCAUUUUGGGAUACGCAAAGUAUAAUUCUUUGAUCAAGUUCUCAUCCGGCUUCAUUCAGGAUGAUUGA
Messenger RNA from Aureobasidium vineae, 6918 nucleotides. Lineage: Eukaryota; Fungi; Ascomycota; Dothideomycetes; Dothideales; Saccotheciaceae. The record is from the annotation of a GenBank genome assembly.